Messenger RNA from Oncorhynchus keta (chum salmon), 5894 nucleotides. RefSeq names its product forkhead box N3 (gene foxn3). Gene Ontology annotation, biological process: regulation of DNA-templated transcription. Gene Ontology annotation, molecular function: DNA-binding transcription factor activity; cis-regulatory region sequence-specific DNA binding. Gene Ontology annotation, cellular component: nucleus. The record is from RefSeq and is a predicted model, not a curated record. The transcript has 6 exons. Lineage: Eukaryota; Metazoa; Chordata; Actinopteri; Salmoniformes; Salmonidae. Bases 237 to 1718 code for a protein of 493 amino acids.
GAGAGAGACCGAGAGAGGAAGAGAGAGAGAGAGAAGCUAGAGGAAGAGAAGUGAGUGUGGUCAUCUCAAUGGUCUCUGCUGUGGUCUCUACUGUAACACUGAAUCUGAACGGAAUGGAGGGAUUAAACGGAGGGAUCUAAAGCUUUUGGAGGAAGCAGAAGAACGACUGACAAAAGAAGGAGUAUUUCAGGAUCGGGAGAGCAGCAGGAUUGAAAGGAGUCUAGGUGGUGGUGUCCAUGGGUCCCGUCAUGCCCCCCAGUAAGAAGCCUGAGGUGUCUGGCAUUAGUGUAGCCAGCGCCAGCAUGUCCCACCUCUACCAGACCGGCUCGCUGUCCCGCGCCCUGCAGGAGGCUGAGGAACUUGACCUGGUCCUCCCCGUCCACCUGGCCCUCCCCUUGGCACCCCUCCCCGGUGGGGCCGCCAAACCAGAGAAAGGCACUGCCACCCCGGGUAUGGAGGACGAGGAGUUGACCAACCUCAACUGGCUCCACGAGAGCAAGAACCUGCUCAACAGCUUCGGAGACCCCGUGCUGCGCAGCGUCAGCCCUGUGGGAGGCGAGGGGGGCGGUACCCGCGACGGGGACCCCGACGACACCCCGCCGUCGCCGUCGAUGGUGGGCGGGGACCUUCCAUACGAUGCCCAGCGCAACCCCAACUGUAAGCCGCCCUAUUCAUUCAGCUGUCUGAUUUUCAUGGCGAUUGAGGACGCUCCGUCCAAGAGGCUGCCCGUGAAGGAGAUAUACAACUGGAUCCUGGAACACUUCCCCUACUUCGCUAACGCUCCCACAGGCUGGAAGAACUCUGUCAGGCACAACCUGUCCCUCAAUAAGUGCUUCAAGAAGGUGGACAAGGACAGGAGCCAGAGCAUUGGGAAGGGGUCCUUGUGGUGUGUAGACCCUGAGUACAGGCAGAAUUUGAUUCAGGCGUUGAAGAAGACACCUUACCACCCUCACGCCCAGGUCUUCUCUACUCCCCCCACCUCUCCUCAGGCAUAUCAGAGCAUGUCCAGUCCUCCUAUAUGGCCAGGGAGUCCCUUCUUCCGAAAAAAUGGAGGGGUCCUCCUGCAAGUCCCUCAGGGAGUGAUCCGGAACGGAGCCAGGAUGAUGAGUCAGGGCCUUUACCCAGGAAUACGACCACUGCCCAUCAACCCCUUAGAGAGCAGGACAGCCGCAGUCAGAUCUGUGCUGUCCGGAGGCUGUCGGAAGCAUAGCAUCAGCCAUCCCGCCUGCGACUCCCCGUUGGUCAGCAGCGACCCCAAGGAGGACCACACUUACAGCACCAACCAAUCGGAUGACGGCAGCGACUACACUAGCGACUCCAGUCUCCGCAGCAACGGCCCCGUCGCCCGGGAUGUCGCCAACGAUUCAGACUUCGACGACGAGGAUGAUGAAGAUGACAAGAACAAGAUUCAGCUGGAGAUCAAGAAAGAAGAGCCACGCGAUUGGCCCAUAGACACGAUAGACUCCGCCCUUUCCAGCCAGCAGCACAACAAGAAGCGGCAUCACUUCCUGAAAGCCAAGCAGCGGAUGGGUGUGGCUAGUGAUACGCUCCCGCUGAAAAAACGGCGCACGGAAAAGCCGCCGGAGAGCGAUGACGAGGAGAUGAAGGAGGCAGCGGGUUCGCUGCUCCACCUGGCGGGCGUCCGCGCCUGCUUGAACAAUAUCACUAACAGAACCGCCAAGGGCCAGAAAGAGCAGAAAGAACCCACGAAAAACUGACCCAUGAGACUUGAAAGAGAGACUUAGCUGAGAGAGUGAAGAUUUUCAAAGAAAAAAAAGGAGAGCGAGAGAGAACGGAAAUACAAAACAUCACUUUUAAUAUAGAAAUGUAUGCUUUCUUUUUUUCAGGAUAUCAGGUGAAUUCUGAAUGAUUUGUGGCAAUAUAAAAAAACAAUCACUUUGUUUUCCUGUAUUUAAAGUUACUGUUUAUAGGGUUGAUUUUCUUUUCUUUACAUUUUUUUUAAUUAUUUUUUAUUUGUUUAAAGGAGAUUAAAGCCAUAGAUGAACCUUUUUCUGAUAUUCAGCUAAGUUCGCAGGUUUCCGUUGGCUGAAAGUAAAGUGAGCGAGAGAAAAAAAAUAGCUUUUUGAAAAACUGCCCCAUCAUGGAUUGGCUUGGAUGUGUGAAUAGGAGAUCACCUUGUUCAUGUCAAAAUGUGCCCAAUCUGCAGCUAUUGCCCUUUACAGUCUCAUCAGAUGCAGCUAACACUAAGUACAUUUCUACAAGCUCAUAACUUGUUACUUCAGUAGAAUUUACAGGUAAAACGUUAUUAUGAGGUGCUUAUCACAAACUAUUUUGUUUUUACAGUGAUAUACAUCAUUCAAAUGAAAUAAAGUUAGUAUUCAUGUUCAGAUCUUAACCAUUGGUGUCUAUGGGCUACAUAUUUCAGUUAGGAUGUGACCAUAUACAUAAACUUCACAAUAACCAAGCACAAAUCCACAUGCUAUACUGGCUAAAGCAAUGUUUAUAUUAGUUAACUAUUCCACUGAAGUAACACAGGUAUAUGCUGACAUGGAUAGGAGUGCCACAGAUACACAUUGUUUGGCAAACUAUCCCCUGUGUUGGGUACAAAACUUUCAAAAACAAUGGCAUUCUAAUUUGCCUUGGAACUUCCGGUGCUAAAAAGGCGGCUAUAAAAAAAUACAUAUAUAAAACCAAGUUUGCCAGCUCUGUCUUGUCUGUGUGCAAGGAAGCUGCCACAGAAAAAAUGUUCCAUGAAAUUCUGGGAAAUUGUUACCUUUGUGACUAUUAGCCUAGCCAACCCCAUAGAAGAGACACUCAUCAGUAGCGUAGCCAAGCUCAUAGAAGUAACACUAGGUAGUCAGUUUAUGUGUGUCAGUGUUGGGACAGUGCCAAAGAGAAACUCUUGGUCAGCCCAGUGAUGAUGGUAGCACUUCCUUAGCUAACUGUCUUUCUGACCGCUAAUCACAUUUAGCCACCAGCGCUAGCUAGCGUGCCAAUGCGGAGGGGACAGUUAUGUUUUCACCUUAAUGGUUGACUGUAGGACUGUAGUGGGAUGAAGGACACUGGUACAAGUUAGAUGUAGGAAAGGCUUCGUUUUUUGACAGGGUGUUCUCUAAAUGUAAACUAAUUUAGUUCGCUAAAAGCCAUAAGCUAAUAGUCUAGCAAGCACUUAUCGGAGAGGGAAAUAACUGACAAUAUGUCAAGAUAACCUCAAAACUGCCUGUGUCCUUUUAUUAAAGCAAUCAACGUGAAUCAUUGAGUUAUAAUCCAGUGACAUGAUGUAGUGAUAUUUUUCCUGUGGCACAAACACCUGAAUACCUUCAUUGGUUGGAAAGGAAAUGAUGCUAUGGAACCUGCCAAUUAUAUUUUGUGUGAGAAGAAUAAUGAUAUGACUGUGGAGUUGUUAAUUUUUGUGGGGGGGUUUUUUGUGUGUGUUUACUUACCCACUCUCAUGACGUAAUAAAGCAAUUUCAUCCAGUCAGGAUAACACUGUAUAAAAAGUUAAACUAGAUUUUGAUUUUCUUUUGAAGCAAUGUAGCCAGCAGGAUUUUUCCAAAUCGUGUUGCAUGGGUUCUGUAAAGAAAAAGAGAAAAAACUGUUUUCUAUUCAGACAAAGUUCAUGUUAGGUAAAUAAUGUAUUUAGCAUGAAGCAUGAAUUAUUUUCAUAUAAGUAUCCUAGCGAACAAAAAGGUUCUGCCUCGAGGUUCUGCGCCCAUAGGUGUGGAAUCCUUCCCUGUUGUUUUGUCUUUUUCUUUUUGACUUGAUGAUUUGUUUCCUGUCGUCCUUACUCAUCUUUGUUUUAACAGUGGGCUUUGAAAAAAUACAGUAAUAACAUCUUGUUCAGGGACAAAAAGACGGUAUGUGGGGCAAAUCUCUUUCUGCAAUAUGAGGAUAACUCGCUCCACCCGUGGAUACAGGGCUAGAUAGCAACUCCCUUCAUCCAUAGUUGACAAAACCAGAAUGUCCCAGUGUUUGUACGUAGUCGCUAGAUGGCCAUGCUAGAAAAGACAACAUUUUAAAAACUUCUUGGCAUGAAGAUCAGUUAUUUGUGGACUGAAAGCACCAAACUUUCAGCGUACCUCUGUCCUCUCCAGCAUGGCCGUAUAGUGACCACUGUGUCUGAUGGGUUCUCCCUGAUGGCUGAAUGUUGGAGCCCAUGUGAUAAAAGAGAGGUUAGGUAGUGAGUGUCAGUCUUCUGUCGUCCCCCCCCCCCCUUCUCUGUGCCUGUUCUUCCAUCACCUCUUUCUUUUCUAAGGUUUUAGCCGUCUUUGAUAUUUCAGGGUCUUCCAUUUUUCAAUGACACACGAGUUUAACCGAGUAAGUGUUUUUACGUUGUUGUUGUUUUGGGUUUAUUUUGUGUCCCUCGCUGUGUUUUUGCCAUUUCUACUCUAGCAACUCUUCAGGUCUUGUUGUCAGUAUUAUUAGGCAGGCUACCAUAGACUCGUUGCACAUGAAAGUAACACAAAGUAAAUGACACAGUACGAUGGCAAGAUAAAUACAAACUCUAUAGUGCAUAUUUUCACAUUAUCUCGCCAGAUUGCACUAAGAUAUUAAAAUAAAGAUAUUGUCUAAGUUCAGUGCCAAAGCCUGUAAUAAUUCCUUAUCUACCUGAAAUAGAGGACACACAUAUUUGAUCUGUAUGUCAAGACAAAAAAUGACCAGUGAGCUGUAGCAUUUCUAUCAGAUACCCUUUCUGCGUUAUGUGCUACUGAUUUUUGUUGAAACUUACCACAUUACUUGGAUUUUUUUUGUGCUACCGAUCAUUGCUCAUUGGGAUGAUUUUCAUUUAUUAGUUGAAUAUAACACCCAAUAUCUCAUAGUGCACGACUCUUGACCAGAGCUAACCCAGAGCUAACUAACCCAAUGUGGCUCUGGUCAAAAGUAGAGCGCUAUAUGGGAAAUAAGGUAUCAUUUGAAGGAGCCCUUAUUUGCCCUGGAUUAAGAUGAGGUGAUGAGCUUCUGUCGACUAGACUGCUUUCGUGUGUCAAUCAAUGUAUCUUCAACUGAUAAAUAUAUGAUAUGAUUUAUUCCCAUUGUUUGUUAAGUUAUCCUUUGAGGAAUACUGCCUUCCUUGGACGGUAACAGUCACUCGAUAACUCGUCCUCCAAUCACAAUCCUUCAGGUGCCACAAUGUCGGAGGAGGACGACGUGUUCUCAAAAUAUUGAAUAUGAAUUAUUAUUAAUGAACUGUCAAAAUUAGCCUGGCAAAUAAUGAUAUAUUGAUGAGUCAAAAAAAAGUGUUUCCUUGUUUCAUCGUGUUUUUUGUUGAUAUUUUGUUUGGUUUCUGUCUGUUCAACUGCCAUUUUUCAGUUUAUUGUUUAGGAGGGGUUUUCUGAGGAGGAGGAGGAGAAUAAAGAGCAGUGGAUCGUCAGUUUCAAGUUAUUUGUAGUACACUUCACCUUGUAAUCAUGGAAACUGCAUGGUACCUUAUGGCACUUAUGGCACAAAUUCCAAUAGAAUCGGCUACUAUUUGGUCUCGAAGGAUCCGUAGUUCUGCUAAUCGCUGAAACGACUGCCAGCAAUUUUGUUAUACCACUAUUAUUGGUAACAAAGAAACAAAAUACCAAAAAGUCACCAUGUAGUUUCUAUGUAAAUAACAGGCAGGUGUUCUGUAAAAACAUGCUACCGAUCAUUUCUGUGUCCUGUUUUUGAACCAUGUAGUCUUGAUGGCAUGACCUUACAGCUGAUCUGUUAAUAUGGAGAACGACCUCCGUAGGUGCGCUCUGUAUUUCCUUGACGUGUAUUCACAUUGCCAAAGACCAACUACUUCAUCAAUUCAUGUAAAUAUCACCUUGUCCAUUACUAUGACGAAAGUAUGUUUGUUUAAAAAAAAAUGGUUUUGUUUUUCCGAAGAAAACAAAAAGCUAACAUAAAGUUUCUGUGUUGUAUUGUCUUCCAGUUGCAAUAAAAGAAAACCGCAUUGCAAAAAGUUA